AUGUCAGGACUUGAAGGACUUAGCAUCGGCGCAAACGUUAUUGGAGUUUUGGUAUUUGGUCUUCAAGCAGCAAAGUUCAUUGCAGAAUCGGUAUCAAAAUAUCAAGAUGUCGAAGACGAUCACAGGAGAUUUCUGGAUGCAAUUCAGAGGCUCGCUGGUGUGUUAACAGAUGUUAACGAGAUUCUAAAGACUGAUGAGGAUAAAUUGCGCUAUUCAAGAUUAUACACGGUUGCGAAAAAAUGCGAGAAUGAUUUGAUUAAGAUUCAUGAUAACAUUUUGGAGUGGACCGGGUCGACCGCGGGGAAAAAGUCGAAGACGAUUCGAACGUGGAAGAAAUUUAAGUUGAUAUUUUUAGGAGAUAAUUCGAAGAGGUGGUUGGAGAGUUUAGAGAGUCAUUAUGGGUUCAUACUUUUUCAGUUGAAUAGGAUACAACUAGAUGAUCGGAAGGAACAAAAGGUAGCGGUUGGAAGAAUCGAAUCCAAUCUUGCACAUGUUUCAGAUACUAUUUUGAAUAUCGAAGAUACUCAGGUUGAAACUUUGGUCCGCAUCGACAAGGUCGAGACGAAUAUCACUCAACAAAUAGAGACGAACUCGAUAGCUGUGCAGGGUUUGAGUAACUCUGUGGGUGUUAACUUCACACAAGUUAACGGAACACUGAAUUCUAUCGACUCGUUAGUCAAAUUGUUUGCGAACAACCAGGUCUACAAAGCGUCUGAAGAACGGGAGAGGGACGAAUUUGAGAAGGCUACUGGUAGAAUAUUCCGACUUGGUGCAGCCGCCGCUACUCGGCGAGAACUCGAUGUCCAACGAGAACAGACUGAACAAGUCUUAGAAGAUAUUCGAAAAGUGCUGGAUUUCGCAAAGAGUGGAGAUUUUUCUGAGAUUUCGGGAGGGGCUGUAGAUACAGACGACCCGAAGCAGAGGAGUAGGAAGAUUGUAGGAUUGUUGGCCAAUUCUGAUAAUCUUUCUAUCGGAUAUGAUACCCAAGCUUUUAGGACCUUCCAAUCCUCGAAGUCGAGCUAUUCUGUCACCAAAGUUUGUCAAUGGGAGCAUCAAGACUUUUCCCUCCGUGUGACGGAAGGUCUGAAAUAUGAAAUUCCGAGGACAAAGGCGGUAGCUCAACCCGAUGAAUUCUCAAGCCGGGUUAUGAAAAUUACCUACCUCCCAAAAUCGACCGGUAUUAGCUCGACCAUUGAUCUAUACCUAUCUCAAUCUCAAACUCUCAAGUCACCGAUAUACGCUGGACUAUGCUUCCGUGCAACGGUACCAAUGGACUCUCCGAUUCUGCAAGCAAUCUUCUUUGGUGACCUUGACAGAGUCAAAUAUUUGAUAUCCAUGGGGCAGGCUAGCAUACACGACUGUGAUAUGUAUGGACAAAACUUAUUGACAUUCUCUCUUAUUCCAGGCGAUAGUGCUCAUCCCGAGGGAUGUUCAGAUUCAGAUAAGGAGUUAAUUACGAAUAAUCGUCUUUCAAUUGCCCAUUUUUUCAUAGGUGUGGGGAUUGAUGUUAAUCACGUCGACAACGGCAACUCAGAUAUAGUGACCACAACAAGGUUAUGGAAGAAUAAACGAGGAGUAGAAAUUCUCUUUGAAAAUGGCGCAAACCCCAUGUUGAACCCUGGAAACAUUAUAAAAUAUGCGAGAGAGCUCAAUACACCGGAGUGGAAGCGCUUCCUUGACUGGAUCAUUGAGUUUUACGAUGUCAAUGAUGCUGUGUCGUGGACGGUUGGUUGUAAAACCCGCCGAGUUCCUCUGUUGCACACUAUUCUUUGGGAUUAUGCCACCGACCUCUGGAUAGACCCCGAUAGGUUAUGCUCGUAUAAGAUCAAAGAAGUUGUGCGAAUGUUGAUUUUAAGUGGUGCGGACGCCUUUUCUAGAACGCCAGAAGGAGAGAAUUGCCUGCAUUUAGUGAUGCAGGCAACCAGGCUUUCGGACUGCGUUGCUGUCGCUGUGGCCCGUCCUCUGUUGAAGGAACUUCUCCUAUUUUUAAUAGGAGAAAUCAAACUUGACGUUCGAGGCGAAACAAAUGUCGGAAUAUCGGUAUCAGAUUUAGCAUUUUCCAUGAAAUGUCCUUCAGGGAGGUGCCUCUGGCCCGUGUGGGUCGCAGUAUUGCUGGAGCUUGGGUAUGACCCUCUUGAUGUUGCAAGAGGGAGCAUUUGCUUUGAUAAAGUCGAACGACUUCUCGCCACAAUGGAAUAUGGAAGUAAAUCCACUGACCCGCGGCUUGAAAUGCGCUACAAUAUAGUUGAUGGCCAUUGCUCUUGCCCGUCUUGCUAUCCUGACAGCGAAGAUGAUUAUGUUGAGAUUUUAGCAGGAAACCUUGAAGAUGAAUUUCCGGUCUCCGAGGGCCAAGCUUUGGGAACGGAUACUAGUUCUGGCUAUUGUCUGUUUUCUAGGCUCUCCCCAAAGUCUUACUAUCCGUAUCAGCCGAGCGAUCGAUUGGAAGAUUAUGAAUUUUUUGAGGAUCUUGUAUUGGACAAUGAAACAGAUCUUGUUUGCCAACCAAACUAUGACGCGUCGGUUAGUGACUGGGCGCGUAUACUCGAAGAAGGGCACUAUGUCGGCAGCUAA
Messenger RNA from Orbilia oligospora ATCC 24927, 2571 nucleotides. RefSeq lists its product as uncharacterized. Lineage: Eukaryota; Fungi; Ascomycota; Orbiliomycetes; Orbiliales; Orbiliaceae. Bases 1 to 2571 code for a protein of 856 amino acids. The record is from RefSeq and is a predicted model, not a curated record. The transcript has 7 exons.